CUACACACAAUGCCAACCGCAACUACAAGUUACCGCCCCGCAUUUGCUUCAACUCGCCCGUCCCCCUUACACCCCCUAACCUCCACACCUGCUCCACCGACAUCACACCACAAUUACCAACCCUCUCCCUCCCUCCCCCCACUCCUUCUCCUCGUCGCCCUCUCUCUCCCCUCUCCCUUCUCCCCCACUCCAUCCCCUCCCCUCCUCCAUUCCCGGCCUCCAUUCCCCACGACCUGCUCCAAUUCUCCCUCAAGAUGCAGACUCCCAUUGCGGUCGACACCGAAUGGCACGAAGGACAAGAUUCUGAUCCUUACGACUCUGCCUUUGAGAGUGGAGAUGAGGCUGCGACGCCGUCUCUGGCCUCGUCUAUCUACAGCUACACCUACGAGAACGGUCGUAGGUACCAUGCUUACCGCUCCGGCAAGUAUGCGCUUCCGAACGAUGAGACUGAGCAGGACCGUCUGGAUAUGGCGCAUCAUCUGAGUCUGCUGCACAUGCGCGGCGCUCUCCAUCUCGCCCCAGUCAUCAAGCCCAAAAACAUCCUCGAUGUUGGAACGGGUACUGGUAUCUGGGCCAUCGACUGUGCCGAGAUGUACCCCGAUGCCACGGUCGUGGGAACGGACCUGUCGCCGAUCCAGCCGGGAUGGCUUCCCCAGAACCUCCAGAUCCUGGUCGAGGACGCCGAGGAGGAUUGGAUCUUUCCCAAGAACCACUUCGACUUGAUUCACAUCCGUGGUCUCGCCGGUGGGAUCCAGGACUGGCCAAAGUUGCUCAAGCAGGCGUUCAACCAUCUCAAGCCGGGUGGUUACAUUGAGCUGUACGAGUACGCCUUUGCCGUUAAGAGCGACGACGGUACCUACACACCCGAAACCGCGAUUUACCGCUACUACCAGCUGGUCAACAAGGCAGCGGAGCGCUCCGGUCGUUCUCUCAACGAUGCGCACAAGCUGCCCGAGCUCCUCUCGGGCGCCGGCUUCGUCGACACGGUCCAGAACUGCUACAAGACUCCGAUCGGUCUGUGGCCCCUCGACAAGCGCCAGAAGGAGCUCGGAAAAUGGAUGUGGUACGUUGCCAUGAGCGGCUUCGAGGCAUACGCUCUAGCGCUGCUCACCCGUUUCCUCGGCAUGCAACUGGACGAGGUUGUAGCCUUGGUCGACGCGACUAAGCGCGAGAUCUCCGAGCGUAGGAUUCACGUUUGGAACCCGCAGUACGUCAUGUAUGCGCAGAAGCCGUUGAAGAAGGUUGCCUCGGCCGCCCUGCCGACCCCUCCCACCAGCGCCGAAGCCUAAUGUGCCAUAUUGAACACAAAAGUUGCUGUACGAUAGAUAUGGUGGGGCGUUAAUUUGAGAGGUACCGCGGUUUGCGUUGUACAAAUAGGGAUGUCAAAUCAAAAAAAGUCUGAGGUCCGACG
Messenger RNA from Tricharina praecox, 1411 nucleotides. RefSeq names its product S-adenosyl-L-methionine-dependent methyltransferase. Lineage: Eukaryota; Fungi; Ascomycota; Pezizomycetes; Pezizales; Pyronemataceae. The record is from RefSeq and is a predicted model, not a curated record. The coding region runs from base 255 to 1289 and encodes 344 amino acids. Gene Ontology annotation, molecular function: methyltransferase activity. The transcript has 8 exons.